Molecule: messenger RNA, 985 nt
Organism: Dinoponera quadriceps
Lineage: Eukaryota; Metazoa; Arthropoda; Insecta; Hymenoptera; Formicidae
Exons: 2
Coding region: 624-944 (106 amino acids)
Source: RefSeq, a predicted model, not a curated record
AACGACGAAGAAUAAAAAAUUUCAUACCUCACUCGUAUCUUGCAGUGAAUAUGAAACUCGCGUUACUCUACUUACGUCAUCAAGUUUAAUAAUAGGUGAGACAAGUAAUUAUACCUAAUCAGCAAAUUCCACCUCGAUUUCGCAUUAUCAACGUGGGUCAAUGAAACCCACUCACGACAAGAGAAACUCGCCAAUCCGAUAUGACCUAAAUUAUAAAUUCACACAUAUUGAGUUCGAUUCGUCAGUUCUUAAGCUAACAUGAAGAGUCUUGCAAAAUUUCGCCAACACAGAAUCUAUUAUUUAUUGCAUUUUAAUUUUGCUAACGAAAUUAAUGACCUUUCCCCAUUAAAGUAAUACAAACGUAUUAAUGAAGAAGGGGAAAGUUUUUCGUUCAACUACGUAACAUUGUUGCAUGUGUGCACAUUCGUCUCUUAUAAAAGGACCGAUUGUGAUCGAAUUGCUUCAUUAUCGGUUGAAGACUCGGUAUUGAAUCGAUGAUUAAUCAGUCCGUCAAAUUUAUUCAUAUCAAUCAUCGAUUCUGUAAAGUAUCAGUUAUUGUAUAAAAUUACGCGAUUACUGUUACAUUUAAAACUUUGUUACGAAUAAGUGCACAUUUCGUUAAAAUGAAUAGAUUCUUCCUAGUUAUAUGUAUGGUGCUAUUUGCAAACGCUAUUGAAAUUUCGAGAAAGGAUAGCGCUGAGAAGUUGUCCGUGAAAUUAUCGAAGAAGAAAUCGCAGUCACAAUGGUCACUAAAUGGAAUCACAUCCGACGAUGAGAGAUCCGCAAGAAUAAACUACGGAUUCGAAAAAGUGGUCCAGUUUGUCAACGUUUUGGAUCAUAUGGACAAUUUUCUUUACGACAAAGCGAAGAACUUCAUUCGUAAGCUCAACGUGAUGUACGACAUGGGCGGAAACGAGAGAUACCGUAGAACUUCUUUUAAAUAAUAACAAAAAAAUCUCACACCAAUUAAAAUUAAAUUGUGAGA